Molecule: messenger RNA, 7891 nt
Organism: Betta splendens (Siamese fighting fish)
Lineage: Eukaryota; Metazoa; Chordata; Actinopteri; Anabantiformes; Osphronemidae
Product: phospholipid-transporting ATPase ABCA1-like
Exons: 50
Coding region: 266-7000 (2244 amino acids)
Biological process (GO): transmembrane transport; lipid transport
Cellular component (GO): intracellular membrane-bounded organelle; membrane
Molecular function (GO): lipid carrier activity; ABC-type transporter activity; ATP binding
Source: RefSeq, a predicted model, not a curated record
CUAUUACUGUGGUUACAGUCGCCACGGCCGGCUCGGCGCGGCUCAUUUGCAUAGUUUAUGACUCUGGGUGACGGAGGCCGGGGAUCAUGAGAAGCAGGCAGGCAGCGUGCGGAGCCGGAGUCAUGCGGGCCGGCAGUUAAAACCCGUCCAAGGCAUCUCUAGGCGGCGAUGCGCUGAAGGCUGCGGAGCAAACAGCUGGAGGGUUUAUUAAGUGGGCCGGUUGCCAUAGCGACGCUUUGGCAGGAUAUUGCCGGGAUAAGCCGUAAUGGGUCUCUGGACGCAGUUCACUCUCCUCCUGUGGAAGAACUUCACUCUCCGGAAGAGACAAAAGGUGCGGCUGGUCGUUGAAGUGCUAUGGCCUCUGUUCCUCUUCUUCAUACUGGUGUGGGUGCGGACCACCAACAAACCGAUCUACAAAGACCAAUGUCACUACCCAAAUAAAGCCAUGCCUUCGGCUGGAGUGCUGCCCUGGCUUCAAGGUGUAGUGUGUAACAUCAACAAUCCCUGUUUGAACUCUCCGACGCCAGGGGAGACGCCCGGACAAGUCAACAACUUCAACAACUCCAUAAUUGCCGGGAUGCUGAUUGAGCUGCAAACCCUCCUGGUGAACAGAUCAGUUCUCAGCAAGGCCCAGUUACUGGCAGACGACAUCAGCCAGUGGGCUGUGGUUCUGUCCCAGUCCAGCUCCAGUAACGCUCGGCCAGUGAACCUAGGGAGCCUCCUACGAGACAACCAAUCCUUUACCGCGUAUCUCAAAGACACUCUGGGAGUCCCAGCAUCAGUCGCACUAAGCCUGACGAAUGCUAAGGUUUUCAUAAAUCCAAUGACGGGCACCCCGAGGCCCGAUAGCCUGAGGAGGCUGCUGUGUGAGGGGACAGGUCUGGAUGGGUAUGUCCAAUUUAGCAGCCCAGCUGAGAAGGAGGCUCUUCAGAAUGUCAGCUGCUCCCUGACGCCGCAGCAGCUGAUCGGCGCCCAGCAAAAGCUCCUGCAGAACCUGGAUGUGAGGAGAGUGCUCUCAGCGCUGCCUUCAGCUUUGAACCUGAAUGCAACAGACCCAGCGACACUCCUGGGGAAAACCAGUCGCGACGCUUUACCCGUGAUUCAGGAGGUGGCCCGGCUGCAGAGCUCUCAGGUCUUCACGGCCGCCCGCUCAUUGGAUUUCCAGGGGGACAUGACCGGCAGCAUCAGUAUGCUGCUGUGUGGAAAGCAGCCUGACAUCAAUUCCACCAAGAUGACCCUCAGCUUACGCUCACCUAGACAGGUGGUUAACAGCAAGUCAAUCUUCGUUACAGGCAACGCUUCAGAGACUUUUUGCCAGACUCUUGUUGACACCCUGGCGGGCACACCUGGUCUCCGCAGCAUUUGGAGCACUUUCAAGCCGUUAUUGCUGGGGAAGGUCCUCUACACACCUGAUACGCCUGCUGCUCGUCUCCUGGUGAGAGAAGCCAACGCCACGUUUGACGCCUUGGCCAAGUUGAAGGAGCUCGCUGAUUCGUGGGACGAGCUCGGGCCGCGCGUCUGGAGUUUCCUUGAAAACAGCACCCAAGUCAAUACGAUACGGGCUCUGCUGGCGAAUCCCGUCUUUGCCGCAGCUCUCAACCAGCCUCUCAACGGCACCGGAUGGACGGCAAAGCGGCUGGCCGACUUCCUGUCCAACGGGCCUCCGGGGCCCACGCUGGCCUUGAACUGGCGGGAUGUUUACAACACCACGUCCCAGAUGCUGAAGCUCCUCUCAGACUUCAUCGGGUGUUUGGACUUGGAUAAAUUCGAGGCUGCGCCCACUGAGGCCCGUCUGGUGAGCAGAGCAAUGGAGCUCCUGAGCAACGGGACCUACUGGGCCGGCGUCGUCUUCGAGAACCUGCCGCUGGACUCCAGCCAACCGCCCGCUCACGUCAAGUACAAGAUCCGCAUGGACAUCGAAGAAGUGGAACGAACCAGCAAAGUGAAGGACAGGUCAUGGUCUCCCGGGGCUCGAGACAAUUCCUAUAACGACCUGCGCUAUAUAUGGGGAGGCUUCGCCUACCUGCAGGACAUGAUGGACCACGGCAUUAUACGAGCCAAGACGUCAAAGAGUCAACCCCUCGGCGUUUUUGUCCAGCAAAUGCCAUACCCGUGCUUCGUGGAUGAUGUCUUCAUGCAGAGCAUCGGAACCAUCCUCCCCAUGUUUCUAGUGCUGGCCUUCAUGGAGUCCGUGGCCAUGACCAUCAAAAGCCUGGUGCUGGAGAAGGAGCUCCGGCUCAAGGAGGUGCUGCGCGCCGUCGGCGUGAGCAACGGCGCCCUGUGGUCGGCCAGGUUCACGGAGAGCAUGGCGCUGCUCACCGUGCCCUGCGCGCUCAUAAGUGUCAUGGUGAAGUUCGGGAAGAUCCUCCAGUACAGCGACCCCUCGCUCAUCUUCGUCUUCCUGCUGGUGUUCUGCGUGGCCACCACCUCCCAGUGCUUCCUUAUUAGCGUCUUCUUCUCCAAGGCCAACCUGGCGGCCGCGUGCGGCGGCCUCAUCUUCUUCGUCCUCUACCUGCCUCACGUCCUCUGCUACGCCUGGAGGGACGUCAUGAGUUUCGGGGCCAAGGUUGCGGUGAGUUUUUUGUCGUGUGUCGCUUUUGGCUACGGCUGCGACAACUUUGCCAAGUACGAGGAGCAAGGCAUCGGCAUCCAGUGGUCCAACAUCCGCAGGAGUCCGGAGGAGGGCGAGCGCUACACGUUCCUGGUGUCCAUCGUCAUGAUGCUGGCGGACGCCGUGCUGUACUGGAUCUUGACCUGGUACAUUGAGAACGUCUUUCCAGGCCAGUAUGGAAUCCCUAAGCCGUGGUACUUCCCCUUCACCUGCUCCUAUUGGAGUGGAGGACCCUCAGCAGCCAAGGCGGACCCUGGUCUGCUGACGGACUCCAACAGCAACGAUUAUCUGGAGAAGCCGCCGCCCGACGUCAAAGCUGGGGUCUCGAUUCGCAAUCUCAUCAAAAUCUACAAGACGGGGAAGAAGCUGGCGGUGGACGGACUGACGCUGGACUUCUACGAGAACCAGAUCACGUCGUUCCUCGGGCACAACGGCGCUGGGAAGACGACAACCAUGUCCAUUCUGACAGGACUCUUCCCUCCAACGUCGGGCACCGCGCUCAUCAACGGACACGACAUCCUCACCGACAUGGACAGGAUCCGCGGGCAUCUGGGGAUGUGCCCGCAGCACAACGUCCUGUUCAAUGAGCUGACAGUGGAGGAGCACAUCUACUUUUAUGCCAGGCUGAAAGGCCGCAGCCGCGACGAGGUGAAGACGGAGCUGGACCAGAUGAUCGAGGAUGUCGACCUGCCACAAAAGCGGAAGGAACUCGCCAAGAACCUGUCAGGUGGGAUGCAGAGGAAGCUGUCUGUGGCCAUCGCGUUCGUGGGCGGGUCUAAUGUCGUCAUCCUGGACGAGCCGACGGCAGGAGUGGACCCCUACGCCCGCCGGGGCAUCUGGGAUCUGCUGCUGAAGUACAAGCACGGGCGCACCAUCAUCCUGUCCACGCACCACAUGGACGAGGCCGACAUCCUGGGCGACCGCAUCGCCAUCAUCUCCAGCGGGCGCCUGCGCUGCUGCGGCUCCUCGCUCUUCCUGAAGAAGAGCUUCGGCAGCGGCUACUACCUCACGCUGGUGCGGGACGGCGCCGACAAGAUGGCGGCUCAGCGCGACGGCCUGGUGCACAGCGAGGCCGAGCAGGAGCGGGACCGUCCUUCGGGGCCCAGUCCGGACGACGGCAUCGGCAGCCAGUCCUGGAGCACCUCCGACCCCUCAGACCUGACAGCCGUGGGUCGGCUGGUGCGCCGCCACGUCCCCGAAGCCAUCUUUUUGGAGAGCAUCGGUCAGGAGAUCACCUACGUCCUGCCCUACGGCGGCGCCGCGGACGGGACCUUCGCUCGGCUCUUCAGCGAGCUGGACGUGGCCAUGGGCGACCUGGGCCUGAGCAGCUACGGCAUCUCUGACACCACGCUGGAGGAGAUAUUUCUGAAAGUGGCUGAAGACUCUGGAGAAGAUGCAGAAAUCCAAACAACAAAGCAGGCGUCGGUGAGAGACUGCAAGAAAAGAUCCCGCGAAUCCAAGCGGAACAGCAUCGCCAGCGUCCACGCCAGGUCGCAGGACGUCUCCGGGAUGACGGAUUUAAAGGAAAGACACACGCGUAAAGUGGAAGACGUGAGGAGAAACGCCAGCCUGAGUGGGAAGGGCUCCACGGUCAUCACCGGGUGGAAGCUGAUCAGGAGGCAGUUUCUGGCUCUCUUUAUCAAACGCUUCCACCACGCCCGGAGGAGCCGCAAGGGACUCAUUGCCCAGGUGGUCCUGCCCGCUGUGUUCGUGUGUCUGUCUCUGAUCUUCUCACUCAUCCUCCCGCCUUUCACCGAGUACCCGAGUCUGGAGCUGCAGCCCUGGAUGUACGGACUCCCCCAGACCACCUUUUACAGCAACGAUCUGCCAGAGAAUGUGGAAGUAUCGCAGGUGGUGCAGACCUUGGUGAACAACCCCGGCUUCGGGACGCGGUGCAUGAAUGGAAAUCCAAUAGCGAAGCUGCCGUGUGCGUCAAACGGCUCUGAUUGGUUCACUCCAGACGUGGAUCCGUCGGUGGCAGACAUCUUCCUCAACGGGAACUGGAGCAUGUCGAACCCCUCCCCCCCCUGCCAGUGCAGCACCCCUGAACGGACCAUGAUGCUGCCGGACUGCCCGCCGGGCGCCGGAGGCCUCCCCCCGCCUCAGAGGAUCCAGAACACCACGGACACGCUGCUGGACCUAACUGGGCGGAACAUGACGGACUUCCUGGUCAAGACGUUUGAAAACUCCGGUAAAAGAAGGUACGGAGGCGUCUCCGUGGGAGCGGUCAACUCCCAGGUGCGCGUGACCGACGCCGACGUCGGCGCUGCGUUCAGGGACCUGAGGAGCCUCUUCCGCCCGUUCCAGGAUAAUGUGACCGAUCAGAUCUUCCAGAAGUCUGAAACGCUGCUGAAGAAUCUGGGGACCAGGGACAAUGUAAAGGUGUGGUUCUACAACAAGGCAUGGCACGGCGUAGUGGCCUUCCUCAGCGUGGCCAACAACGCCAUCCUGAGGGGCAAUCUGCCGCCGGGCCAGGACCCCAGGCAGCACGGCAUCACCACGUCCAACCACCCCCUCAACCUCACCAAGGAGCAGAUGUCCCUAAUGGCCCUGGCCACAACCUCCACGGACGUGGUGGUGUCCAUCUGCGUUAUCUUCGCCAUGUCCUUCAUCCCUGCCAGCUUUGUCCUCUUCCUCAUCCAGGAGAGGGUGAGCAAAGCCAAGCAUCUGCAGUUUGUCAGUGGAGUAAACCCAGCUGUCUACUGGCUGGCCAAUUUUGCCUGGGACAUGUGUAACUACAUCGUCCCGUGCCUGAUCGUGAUCGUCAUCUUCCUCAGCUUCCAGCAGAAAGCCUACGUCUCCCCCCCCAACCUGCCCGCUCUCAUCCUGCUCCUGGCUCUGUACGGGUGGUCCAUCACCCCCAUGAUGUACCCGGCCUCCUUCGUGUUCAACGUGCCCAGCACGGCCUACGUGGUGCUGACCUGCGUCAACCUCUUCAUCGGCAUCAACGGCAGCGUGGCCACCUUUGUCAUGGAGAUGUUUGAUGAUGAUAACGUCACUCGUAUCAACAACAUAGUGAAACAGGUGCUGCUGAUAUUUCCGCAUUUCUGUCUGGGCAGAGGCCUGAUCGACAUGGCCAAGAACCAGGCCACGGCAACCCUCUUCCUCAAUUUUGGAGAAGACCGUUUCAAGGACCCACUCAGCUGGGGGAUGGUGGGAAAGAACCUGUGCGCCAUGUCCAUCCAGGGAGCUGUGAUGUUCAUGGUCACGGUCCUCAUCCAGUACAGGUUCUUCUGCAAACCAAGGCUGAUUUCAGCGAAGCCAUUACCUGAAGAGGAGGAAGACGUGGACGUAGCGCGGGAACGCAAGCGAGUGCAUGAUGGGAAAGCGCAGAACGACCUUCUGAGGAUCUGUGACCUCACUAAGGUAUACCCUCGGAAGAGAGCUCCCGCUGUGGACAGGCUAUGUGUGGGCGUGCCUGCUGCAGAGUGCUUCGGCUUACUGGGAAUCAACGGAGCUGGGAAAACCACCACAUUCAAAAUGCUGACAGGAGACAUUCCAGCCUCCAGUGGAGAGGCCUUCCUAAAUGGAUACAGCAUCCGGACAGAGAUGAGGGAUGUGCACCAGAAUUUAGGCUAUUGUCCCCAGUUCGAUGCCAUUAACGACCUUCUCACCGGGCGAGAACAUCUGGAGUUCUACGCCAGGUUACGGGGGGUACCAGAAAAAGAGGUCGCCAUGGUGGCUGAGUGGGGGAUCCAGAAGCUGGGCCUGGUCAGAUACUCCAACAAGCCAGCCGGGACCUACAGCGGCGGGAACAAACGCAAGCUUUCCACAGCCAUGGCCCUGAUCGGUUGUCCUCCAGUCAUCUUCCUGGACGAACCGACCACUGGGAUGGACCCCAAAGCGCGGCGCUUCCUCUGGGACUGCAUCCUGAGUGUCAUCAAAGAGGGACGCUCCGUCAUUCUCACAUCCCACAGUAUGGAGGAGUGUGAAGCUCUGUGCACGAGGAUGGCCAUCAUGGUGAAUGGCCGCUUCAAGUGUCUGGGCAGCAUCCAGCAUCUGAAGAACAGAUUUGGCGAUGGCUACACGGUGGUGGUGAGGGUCGGCGGCUCGCCUCCCGCCCUGAAGCCGGUGGAGGACUUUGUGCAGCGCAGCUUCCCGGGAAGCGUCCUGAAGGAGAAGCAUCACAACACGCUGCAGUACCAGCUGCCGCACGCGCCGGGGGCGCUGGCCGCCAUCUUCAGCCAGUUCACCGAGCACCGGCAGCAGCUGCAGGUGGAGGACUACUCCGUGUCCCAGACCACCCUGGAUCAGGUGUUCGUGAACUUCGCCAAGGACCAGCACGGAGAGGACGAGACCCAGGCCUACGACAACCCGGUGGACACUUCAGACGAGCUGCCGCUGCAGCUGGUAAAGACCUCAGGACAAACUGCAGCCACUUAUCACUGAGUAGAAAUCACAUGUUUACAAAGUCAAACACACGCUCCAGUGGAAUACUGUAAAUGAUGAACUGUAAAUAUUUCAAAUCUCUCUGGAAGCGGUAGCUCAGGUUGUUUACUCCACGGUCUCAAAGACAAACGCCGCCUGCUGCGACCUUGCGCCGCGAUCCGCUGACGGGCAAAGAUGAUUAAUGACCCCGUCGCCCCUGUUUGCAUCAGACAUCAGAGCUGCAGAUGAUGCUCGGUGAAAGCCGCCGGAGCGACGCAGCCGUCGCAGGCUGCCAGCUGGAAAACAUGUCGCGUCUGCGAGAACGCGGCCGUCGCACCGAGACGCCUUCCGUCUCAUCACCGCGCGCUUUAUUUGCUACAUCACGAUGCGGUCACUCAGUUUUUAAUCAUUGCUGUUGCGGCACUUUGAACAGUUCCUAACGACGCAGCCGGACGCGGCUUCCAGCCAACGAGCCUCAGCUUCACUUAGUUUACUGCCGUUUUAAAAUGUAUCUGCAGCUGACGUGUCGCUGGAGAAACUGUACAAAGAUCCCAAAUUCAGCUGCUGAGAUGAAACCCUCUCCAGGCCUCAUUUAACCCCUUGUUCUCCGGCGCGGCCGACCUCUUGCUGUGUCCGAUGUCAUCAGGGACGUUUUGACUGACGCGCGCUCCUGCUCGUCUCCGUCCCGAACGCUGAGAGCGUUUACAAACCCCAACCUGCUUUUCUUAUGCAAAUGAGGCCCCUCUGCACUUAUUGGAGAAUGUAAACACUCCUCUCUCCGCCGGUUUACUGAGAGCCCCACAUCGUUUGAAUGCCUCACAUUAAGCAUCACGCCUGCUGCAGAGAAUAAUCAGGCCUGUUUGUACUGGAUAUUGCUUCAUGCCAAGACGCUGAUUAAACGUUUGCACAACC